AUGAGCGCAGAGGAGAAUCCUCCGUCGCGCUUUGUUAGCCAGGUAGAGCUGAGUGAGGCGCAGGAGCGCCGCGAGCGCCAGAUUAAGGAAGCAUAUGAACGCAUGGGAGAAGCGCCGCCGGAGCCUGAUGCGAUCGAGGAGAAAUAUGACCCGCGGCCUUUGUACGAACAGGAUUUGAAACAAGAACAGAUGGAUGCCAUGUUCAAGAAUGCAAAUCGGUACAGAGGGCUCGACGAAUCGGAAUCGGACUUUUUGGCAAGUAUUGAGCUGGACAAGAAACGCCGCGAGCAGAAGAAAAAGGAGCAGGUCGAGUAUGAACUCGCAGCUUUUCGAAGGGCAGCCGAGGAAAAGGCUAACAUAAAACCGCCGACUGAAAAUCGUGCAUUGCUCUCGUCUAUUCCGAAAGCUAAGCCACGAGGCUCGGUAUCGAAGCGGAAACGCAAGACUGCUUCUGCGCUGGGAAUUGUGCGUAAACCUGCCGCAUCGUCAACGACGGAGCAAUCAGGCAGCGAAGGGCAGAACAAGGAUCUGGAUGCUGAGAAAAAACGCACAAGACGAUAA
This is a messenger RNA of Malassezia vespertilionis, 561 nucleotides long. RefSeq lists its product as uncharacterized. The transcript has 4 exons. Lineage: Eukaryota; Fungi; Basidiomycota; Malasseziomycetes; Malasseziales; Malasseziaceae. The record is from RefSeq and is a predicted model, not a curated record. Bases 1 to 561 code for a protein of 186 amino acids. Gene Ontology annotation, cellular component: nucleus.